This is a messenger RNA of Pocillopora meandrina, 4436 nucleotides long. NCBI's taxonomy places the organism in Eukaryota, Metazoa, Cnidaria, Anthozoa, Scleractinia, Pocilloporidae. The record is from the annotation of a GenBank genome assembly.
AUGGCGUCCUCGAGUGAACAAAGUCGAGUAAGGGAAUUAUUUGAUUCAAUGACUUUGGGAGUAGUUCGAUCGCUUGGUAAGUCCUCUUUUCAAAUACUCAAUUUACACUUCCUUUAACAGAAAACAGGUAAGAAACUUUUAUGCAAAUCUCUGAUUUAAUUUUAAUGAAACUCAAGGUAAAAUCUGAAAUAAGCUCACCUGUCAAUAUGCCGCUAUUCUACUUUUUUUUUUUUAGAAAAGAAGCCAGGUGUAACAGAUGUCCGUCUACUUGAUAGACAACCAGCGGAAAAACACAUUAUCUUUACUUGGGAGCAGGUAAUAAUUCAUUUUCUGAAUAAACAUUAUCGUGUGAAGUUACAUUAUAUUGACCGGUGUGUUAUGAGUAGCAAAAAACGAUUACAUGCCAUUCUCAACACUGUAUAUUUGAUAGAAGAACAUGUGUAUCUUGCCAGAGGACUUGAAGAGUUUUUUCCUCACAACAAAUGGACUGUUAAUUCAGUGGAACAUCAAGUUUGAUGGUAAUUAUUGACAAUGCAUCUUUGAAAAAAUAAUGCGAGUAAAAGUAAAUGUUUCCUGGUGCCUUCACAGGCUGCAGGAAGCAGGAAACUUUGGUCAUAAAGAGUUUUGGGUCACUUGGCUUGUAAGACUUCUUAGAAUCAUCACUGAACAUUUUGACUGUUUGAUUCGUUGUUUCAUAUCUAUUUUCUCCAUUUUAUCAGGGAGUGUUUUACCACUGGGAAAAAUGGAGCUGAAUCCUGUGACAGGUCUAGUGUUGCUGUCUAAAGCAUCAUCUGUUAGUGAUGAAAAACCCUCAUUGGCUGAUUUAGAUGCUGACUCAGAUGAAGAAGAUGGCCAAGGUAUUGACCAAACAUGGGGACAGAUCCAGGAAUUUGACAGAGGGAGGGGGGGGGGGAAGCAUCCUUUGAUUAAAAAAAAUAAUAAUAAUAAAUAUUUUUCUUUAUGUUGGACCCUAACAUAUAUAAGCAAAGGAAUGAUUCUAUCUAAGUGAAUAUAUUUGGUAAGAAGUAAUAUGUGAUCCCACAUUGCAAAAAGCUUUCUUUCAAAAAUGUGACAGAUCUGGUGGAGAGGGAUCUGAACCCCACUCAUCCUACCCUCCUAGAUCUACCACUGAAACAGGACCUUAAAUACCAUGAUUUUGUCAAUAAUAAAGAUCUGUCCCAGCUAAAACUGAGAAGUGCUAGUGAUCAUCAGAUGAUGUUCUUUGCUUUGUUUUCAAUUCCUCACCAGGUCAUAUAAAACCACACUUUGAUAAUCGCUGCAAGGUUUUUGAGCUGGAUCCAUGUGACAGCUAUGGUAAAGUCUGUUUGGUUUACAAAGACAUCAAAGCUGGUGGGUGAAGUUGGACAGUUCAAAUAAAAUCGUAGAUUUUUCCAAACUGCCAAAUGGUUGACAUAGAUGUUGUGGUUCAAUUUUAUCCUUGGUUCAAAUUUUGUUUUCUUUUGUUUUUGUGUAUUGUAAUGUAUGAUAACAAGUUUGAAACAAUGGAAAAUAAAAUUUGAACCAAGGAUAAAAUAGAACCAAAACAUAGACAUUCUUUUAUGUCAACUAAGUUCUUGGUAUUGGAAUAUCCAUCAUUUUUUCUGUCUCUUCUCUGCAAGUUUGCUAGUUCUCAAAAUUAGUGGAUUUUUGGUAUAUGCCCAAAAUAGAGAAGUAAAAACUUGUCAAUCCUCGUCACAAUAUCCUCUUUUCUCAGGAGUAACAACAGGACAACCUGAGAUCUGGUUUCUUGAUCGUUCACUGGAAUGGUGGUAUCUUGCUUCAUCUUUCACUGAUUAUUUCAGAAUGAUGAUAGUACAUCUUGGCCUUCCUCUCUGGCAAUAUCUUUUUACUGCAACAGGUCUAAGUCCAGAAACAAAGGUAGGCAUAACUUAAUUUGUGAUUUUGUAUCAAGUUAAUCAAUCACUUAUUAUUGACUGAAGAUUAAUGCACUGGAUUGGAAGGUCCUGAUUUGAGCCCAUGGACUGAGUGGUAAAUAUGAUGUGUUGUUGGGAAAGACUGUUGACACCAGAAAUUCUAAUUCUCUCAACUUUGAAUUUUAUGAUAAAUGUGUACUAGAAACAGUUUCAAAAAAUUUUGGAAGUGCACAGAGGUUACUUCCAUUAGACUAGCAUUCGCUUAAGGAAGAGCAACUUGCAAUGAAGUUUUCAGAGCAGACUCUCUCUUUUGGUGUUCAUGGUUUUUGCAGUUAAAAAAUUCCUUAUUUAUUUCUGAGGGUUGGUAUCUCUGCAGAAACUUGGUGGAAACUGAUGGGAAAUCAUUUCUUCUGUUUACAGCAAUGGUUCAAUCUCUAUGCACCUACUAGAUUAGCCAUUGACAUGGCCAAUGUGGAACAAAAGGCCCAACAGAAGCCAAAUUCAACAGAAAGAAAUAAGUCUGCCACAAAUCUUCCUUUCAACUCAUUAGAUGUAAACAGACUCUUUAGAGGUAAAACUGACAAAGGAAAGAGUAAGCUAUCCCAAGCAAAGAAACCACCUCUGGGAAAGACUCAAAACUCAAGUCAGGGUCGUCAGGGGCAGUCUGGUAGAUCAGCACCAAGAUGAAAACAACAUGUUUUAAAUUUCUCCACUUUGUGAGAUGUGGUUACCAUUGCUGUUUUAUAAGACUGAGGUACAGCUCUUUAUCUUAAAGUGCACUUUGAUGUGUGUUUCAUGAACAGCAAAGCCACAACUUUUGUCUGAAAAGCACCAAAGGAAUAUAUUACUGGAAACUAACUUACUGGAAGUCAAGGUUACCUAUUGCUUUUGAAAAUAGCAAAAAUGGAAAUGCAAUUAUUUUGUAAAUGAUAUUGUAAAUCACCACCUUCCCCAAUCUCGAAUUUGCAAUGGGGAUGGGAAAGCAAAACAGUUUUGAGCAGGGUUCUAUCAACAUAAUAAUAUUACAAAGAAAUGAUGAUGUGUUGACAGUUCUGUCACCGAUCAAAUCCCUUCCAGCUUCCAUAUUUUAAGGGGACGUAAACUGCAGCCCCCCCCCUCUUAAUUGGAGCAAAUGAGUACUUUACCCUUUAACUCCUAGAAGUGAUGGACAUGUAACUUCUCCCCGUAAAAUCCACCCAUUAUCCCUGAAACAGGUACUAAGAAUACUCACAUUCAUCAGGUGAAAGUUUUUAUCCUGAUCUAACACCAAAUUCUUGUAACUUAUUAACAAGGAAAUGUUUAGCAGCUAGAGGGAAGAAUUGACAAUCACAUCUUGGAAGUUAAAGGGUUAAAGUUUCACUGAUUAAGUAUUUUGUUCAAAUUCAAUAAACCAUAAGUCAUAUGAAUGUAAGUAUCCAGGAUAUACUAGUAUUUACCAACUACACAUUUGUGCUUCAUGUAUAGUAUGUAUAGUACUAAUAUUUAAAUAAAAACUAAAAUUUGAUCAAUCCAAUUAAACACUUCACUACAGUGUAAGUCUCUAUCUUUGGCAAACACAGUAUUAGACAUCUGAUGCAAAAAAAUAAAUAAGGUUACAAGAUUAUUGAAAAGUAUAUAAAAAAUUAAUAGAGGAAAUAUGAAAAUACUCUGAAUUAUGCAUGGAAAGCCUAAAAUCAUGGAAACAUGCAAAAUUAAUUCUCAUCACAAGUUCCAAUCCUGUUUUCUACCUGCAGCAUAAAGCUAUAUGCAGGCUUUUGGAUCUCAAAUAUGUCUAAAUUCAGGGGUGUGUUCUGGCACAGCCCUGGUGCCACAGGUGAUUAACUUUGUCAAAGAUAAAAGCACCUCGCUGGGAACCUGGGAUCUUUAAGAUAAGAACCUUUAGCAAUACUGUGAUUCUUCUGAGAAUACAGCUUAAAAAAUGGAUGAAUCAUUGACCCUCACACUGACUGCUACCACCAAUUCUUUAUUUCUGAAAAUUAAACAAAACUGACAAGGAAAGACACUAAUUAAAUACUUCUAAAGAUUAAAUAGACUUCUUCAAUUCUGUCUUAAGCUGUCACUCUGAUUGUGAUGCUUCACUUGAUGAUGGUGACGAUGAUGAUAACAUGUCCUCUGAAUCGGAUAGUCUAUCACAGAGUUCAGCAAUCUUUUUUCUUGAACUUGCUUGAGCUUUUUUCCUUGGACUUUUCCUGUAAGAUAAGAAUAAAUGUUGCUUAUUGCCACAAGAAGCAGGAGCCUUGUUCUUCAAAUCUCAAGAUCUGAUUCAAGUUAGAAUUCUACCUUUUGGUUACUAUACAUUUCCUUGGAAAUUAAUUAACUAAAGAGACCUUGGUACUAUAGCAACUGAAGAUAACACACUCUUGUUGACAAAUUAAAUUAUUCUUAUCCCUAAGUAGCUGGAUGAUGCAGUGAAAGUACAAGGAAAAGAGACAAGAAGACACUGAUUUUAUCAAUGAAAAUUACUUAUUUCAAAAGUUCCAGUCUUUCUCAUUAGAGAGGAUUUGAAUUGAUAGAACUCUAUUGUACAGAAAAAAAUAACAAGAACUUGACCCUUUUACUCCC